AUGUCUAUUAUAUCCUAUUGGCGAGAUAAAUGCCUGGCAGUCAUCUUUCGAUUUAUCAUCGGGCUCGUAAACCCCGUGCAUGCUACACCGGAUGAAGUGUGCCAUAUCAAGUCCCGAGAUGCUGGCCGAUCGAUCAAGGCUCAUGUGUAUCGCUCUUCCACCACCGGACCAUCGCCUGUCCUUCUCAACUUUCACGGCAGUGGGUUCAUACUACCACAUCAUGGCACCGACGACGAGUUCUGCCGGCAAGUCAGUCGCGAGACCAAAUAUACAGUCCUCGAUUGCCCAUAUCGUCUUGCGCCGGAACAUCCCUUCCCCGCCGCUCUAAACGACGUUGAAGAUGCCAUCAAAUAUGUGCUGGCACGCCCAGAUGAAUUCGAUCUCACCCAUGUGUCCCUCUCAGGCUUCAGCGCUGGAGGUAACCUCGCGCUAGCCGCCGCUGCCAACCUCUUCCCGGCCGACACUUUCCGCUCCCUAUUGGCAUACUAUCCCGUGACCGACCUGAACAAAGAUGGCGCCGCAAAGUCCGCUCCAGUCGACCAGGGCCGGGCGAUCCCCGUUCCGGUCGGGCGCCUGUUCAACCGCUGCUAUAUCCCUUCUACCUUUGAUAAACGGGACCCACGCAUCUCACCGCUUUUCGCACAGGCAGAACAGUUCCCACGUCGCCUCCUCAUGAUUACUGCAGAUGGUGACUCUCUUGCGCAUGAGGCAGAGGAGUUGGCUCAGAAGGUUGAGGAGUUACCUGGGCGGCAUGUGGUCAGCCAACGCAUGGCGGGCUGUACUCAUGCGUGGGACAAGCGCACGAGGGCGGGAACUCCACAAUACGAAGCUAAAGAUCGGGCCUACAAGCUGGCAGUUGACAUGCUGAAUAUGAAUAGCUGA
Messenger RNA from Penicillium arizonense, 882 nucleotides. RefSeq names its product putative esterase/lipase. The transcript has a single exon. The coding region runs from base 1 to 882 and encodes 293 amino acids. Lineage: Eukaryota; Fungi; Ascomycota; Eurotiomycetes; Eurotiales; Aspergillaceae. The record is from RefSeq and is a predicted model, not a curated record. Gene Ontology annotation, molecular function: hydrolase activity.